AUGGACACAGGAAGCCUGUGCACCGUGGAGCGGCGCGGCCGCGUGCACCUCAUCACCAUCACCGGCGCCGGCGAGCACCGGCUGGGCCUUCCCCUCAUCUCCGCCCUCCGCGCCGCCGUGGCCGGCGCCCGCGCCUCCCCAGGCGCCGGCGCCCUGGUCCUGGCCGCCGAGGGCAAGUACUUCUCCAACGGCUUCGACCAGGCCUGGGCGCGCACGGUCCCACUCCACCUCCAAGUCUCCAUGAGCGAGGGCUUCCGGGGCCUCCUCGCCGACCUCCUCGCGCUGCCCAUGCCGACCGUCGCGGCCGUCACGGGCCACGCCGCCGCCGCCGGGUGCGCGCUGGCCCUGGCCCACGACACCGUCGUCAUGCGCGCCUCCCGCGGGUUCCUGUACAUGAGCGAGGUGGACGCCGGCAUCAAGAUCGUCGACUACUUCGCGGAGCUGCUCCGGCAGAAGGUCCCCGACGCCGCCACCAGGCGGGACAUGCUCCUCGCCGGGAGAAAGAUGACGGCCGCGGAGGCGGUGCGGCGGGGCGUGGUGGACGCGGCCGCGGACGGCGGCGUCGAGGACGUGGUGGCCGCGGCCGUCGCGGCGGCCGAGGGGCUCGCCGCGAGGGGCUGGGACGGGGAGGUCGUGGCCGAGAUCAGGAAGGCCAUGUGGCCCGCCGUGUGGGGAAAGGUCAAGGAUUACGGCGGCGCCGAGACGGCGGCUGCGGCGCGGCCGCGGCUGUAGGCUCCGCCGUGCUGUAGGCUCUUGCGUAGCUAGAAACUGCUUGCAGUCUAGCUCUGAACUGAAGAAUUGUUUCUUCCAGGAACAGAAUAAUCGAUUGAGAUUGCUCGGGGUGCUGCUGAUUUGUGAUCAACUUGUGAAGCAUGAAACUGCUUUCGUUCCAUUCGAGCAUUGCUCAAAUCACCAGUAGACCGUUAGUAUCAGUGAGCUGUUGUG
Molecule: messenger RNA, 945 nt
Organism: Lolium rigidum
Lineage: Eukaryota; Viridiplantae; Streptophyta; Magnoliopsida; Poales; Poaceae
Product: enoyl-CoA delta isomerase 2, peroxisomal-like
Exons: 1
Coding region: 1-732 (243 amino acids)
Biological process (GO): fatty acid beta-oxidation
Cellular component (GO): peroxisome
Molecular function (GO): delta(3)-delta(2)-enoyl-CoA isomerase activity; enoyl-CoA hydratase activity
Source: RefSeq, a predicted model, not a curated record